Staurois parvus is the source of this 1179-nucleotide messenger RNA. The record is from the annotation of a GenBank genome assembly. NCBI's taxonomy places the organism in Eukaryota, Metazoa, Chordata, Amphibia, Anura, Ranidae.
AUGGGGAGAAUCACAAUUCUAGGAGUUCAUUUCAGAAGCGUAUGCAGGAAUGUCCUGUCCCGUUCAUUAAGUGUGGCAGCUAGUGUUCCAUCCCAGAUGGCAACGGAUCAACACAGGUUACAUAAUCAGACAUCAAGUGAAAUAAAUUUAAAUGCGGAGAAUGAAUCUAAGAAUAUUGAAAACGCUCCAGUGCAAAAGGGGAAGACGUUUGCCAUUAUAUUGGUUUACUGUGGUCUUGGAUAUAAUGGUAUGCAGGCGAACACAUUUGCUUCGCCAACUAUCGAAGGUACACUGAUUUCAGCACUGAUAAAAGCUCAGUGUGUCCCAGAGACGUGCUUAUCCAAUUUAAAGGAAGUGCAGUUCCAGCGCUGUGCUCGAACUGACAAGGGGGUUUCUGCAUUGGCUCAAGUAGUUUCUGUGAAACUCUUCAAUUCUUGCACAAAUCCCAUGGAAAAAAUCAACUCAUACCUUCCACCAGAAAUCCGCGUACUAGGCAUAAAGCGAGGGACUAAACGAUUCAAUUCCAAGAAAAUGUGCAAUGCUCGGACGUAUUCUUACACAUUGCCUACAUUUGCACUGUCAAGAAGUGGUGGCGUUUCUCCUGACUCCAGCUUCCGAUUGCCUCGAGAAGACUUCCAUGUGAUUAAUAGGCUUCUCUCAUUCUAUAAAGGAACACGCAACUUCCACAACUUCACAAAUUCUAAAUUGGCUACUGACAAGAGUGCACAUAGGCACAUAAUGGAUAUCUGUUGCUCGGAGCCAUUUGUUCAUCAUGGUGUGGAAUUCACACGCAUCCUGGUAAAGGGAAAUAGCUUCAUGCUGCACCAGAUUCGCAAAAUGGUUUGUCUUGUCAUUGCGGUGGCACGAGGCAUGGUCUCUCCUGACCUCCUCAUUCAUUCUGUGCAGAUGGACAAGGUCAACAUUCCUCGAGCUCCAGGGUUGGGCUUGGUCCUGGAAUUUACACACUUUGACUACUACAAUCAGUAUUGCAUUGACCGCACAUUACAUGAGCCGAUAACUUGGGAAGAGUUUUCACCUGCUAGGGAAGCCUUCAGGGAUGAGAAGAUUAUGCCGGCCAUUAUUGAAGGAGAAUUAAAAGAGCUUUCUAUGUGUCACUGGUUGCAAACAUUUAGCAUGCAUAAUUUUAUGAACGUUAAAGAGAACCAUAAAGUAGUGUGA